AUGGGUGCAGAGUCAACAGCUUCCUUACGUGCACACUCUCCGACCUCCGCAUCACUUGAAUCUCUUCCCCGCUCAACAUGGUCUUCAUUAGCAGCAUGCUUGCCACGUCGUCGUCAUUUGCGUCAACUGAUACUUUUACUUGUCUCGACAAUGAUACUGUUAUGGACAGCCAUGUUCUAUUAUCAUAGCACGGAUGCCAGCAAUAGCAACCCACAACCUGAUGAUACAUCCACGGCCGUUGACAACCAAACAACACAACCACCAGCUGAUACCACCAAGGUUGAUACCAUCACAACACCUUAUCAAGAACCUGUAUGGCCCAAGUUUCAGUCUUGGAAUACUGAUGGCUGGGUUAAGGAUAUGGAGACGAAGGAUUUUCUGCAUGGGUUGCAAGCAUAUACAACACAGGGGCAUGCUUUGGAUGACCUCCCUAAGCUGGAACAGCAUCAACAAGGCAACAAUAUCAGCGUUACAGCCGUGAUCCAAUUAACGGAUGAGACACACAUCGUUGCACAAUUGAAUGCAUUGUUGGAGCAAACUCGCCAUAUCGAUGAGAUCGUGCUUGUAUGUCCAUCAUCCAUCAAGCAGAGUGCAGAAUACCAUGCUCAAAAACAUACCAAUCCAACGAUACGAGUUCUUGUUGUUGAUCCACCACCUUAUCAAUCUGGGACUGCUGGUGAAUCGAGUUGGUUGCAAGUUAUUCAUACCCUUCAAGCUGAAUGGAUUUGGGUUCUUGAUCAAGGGGUCUUACCAGGGAAGCGAUAUCUCGAGCACAUCCACAACCUUAUGCAUACCAACGAAUACAAAGAUGCAUUAUUGGGUGUUCAUGGCGUUCUUCUUCCAGCAAACUUGAAUGAUCAGCAAUAUCAAGUCGAUGAUGUGCUAUGCCUUCCUGAUGCCUUUUCAUUGUUACCCAAUGUUACUCAACCUGUUGACAUGAUCCAAGGCGCAUGGCUAUUACGACGUGAAUGGCUCCCAUUCUUGACUACCGACAAUGCUAUGAAUCUAUUGGAGACACCGUUGCCGUACUACAUUAGCAGAAACCUUCAGCACCAUGCAUCGUUGCCAUCCAUCAUUUUACCAUCUCAUGCUAAUCCAGAAUACCAAUUGCAAAAUGUCACGUGCAAAUCAAUCAUUGAAGGUUUUGAGGAUAAGGAUGGUGCCUGGAAGAAGUUAUGGGAUUUGAAGAGCGACCCAAGUAGCCUGGAUUGGCGUCAACGUACGUUCAUGGCUGAACAAGAUCAAGCAUCGGUAUUGUUGGUGGCUGAUGGGCCUGAACAAGCUAUUGCAUUGCAUCCACUCGUAUGCCGAUACAAUGUCCCUGUUCAUUUGGUGGUUACGGGUGCCAAUCGUGGCAUGUCAGGAGAUGCAUUCAAGCAAGCAUUGGCAGCUUCAGCAUGCAAGAAUGCCGAGAGGAUACUCGUACAUGAUUUGGCAGUGGCUCAAGGUGAUGAGGCAUCAGUGGCAUCGGCAACCGCUACGGGUGUUAGGAGAUUAGCACAAGCAUUGCGACCUCGAGUGGUGAUCCAUAUUCGUCAAAAUCAGCCUGUAUAUCAUGUUGUGGAUGCAACGAUCGCUGCUGAGAACAUCACCACCAUUGCGUUACCUGCAGGUGAAAUACGUCAUGCAUUAUGGAUUGCCGAUCUUUCAGCGGAUGCUUUACAACAUUGGAAUGAUAUUCAAAUGGAUUUGAUUGUGAUUACUGAUCGACGUCCUCAUUCGUUAUCGCGAUUGCUACAAUCAGCCAGCCGAUCACAUUACCUUGGUGACACUGUCAAUCUCAAAGUUCAUCUUGAACAAUCAGCUGAUCGUGUUACAAGAAUGCUUGUCAAUGGAUUUUCUUGGAAUCAUGGUCCGAAAACGGUGCGACAUCGUAUUCGUAAAGGAGGUCUUAUGCCAGCCAUCAUUGAAUCUUGGUAUCCUGUAAAUGAUGACAACUACGCUGUGCUACUCGAAGACGACAUUGAAGUAUCACCAUUGUUUUAUGCAUGGGCCAAAUAUAGCAUCUUGCAGUACCGAUACAGUGGAUCCACCUCUCAAGACAACACGCGUUCAAUGUAUGGUAUCAGCCUUUAUUCACCCCGUCAUUUGGAAUUGCUACCUGAAGGCCGGCGACCCUUUGAUCCCAAUACUGCUAUCGGCGAUGAUUAUGGUCAACAUAUCCCAUAUCUCAGUCAAGUGCCUUGUAGUUGGGGUGCUGUAUACUUCCCUGAACAUUGGCGAGAGUUCCACAGCUAUUUGACCAAUCGAUUGGAGGAUCUUCAACAAGACCGCCUUCUCAACAUUACUGUGCCUGGUAGUCGAUCCGAACGAUGGAAAAAGUCAUGGAAAAAGUACUUUAUCGAGCUGGUGUACUUGAGAUCUUACGUGAUGUUGUAUCCCAACUUUCAACUUUUCGAAUCAUUUUCUACCAACCAUCUCGAAUUUGGCACACACGUCAAAAAGGGCCAAGGACGGGUGAACGCUUUGGAUGAAUUCCUAGUACCACUGAUGCAACGUGAUACCAUCCUAAGUCAACUACCUGACAAUCGCCUUCCUGUAUUUGGUGAUUUACCGGUUUUGGAUUUAUGGGGUCAGCGUAAGCCGUUGGAGGAAUUGGAUGCUAUUGGUGCUGAAUGGCACAAGAAUGUAUCAUCAUGUGCACGUCAAGUUGGCAAGUUUGAUGCUCAAGAUUUACUAUGCCCUGUAUCCAAGCAUCGACAUGGGAAGAAAAUUGGUGGCAAAAAGCAAAAGCCAGCCGACGAAGCUGUGGAGCCAUUGGUCUUUGUGACGCAAGUAGUAACCGAAGAAGAAGAACAAAAAUUAAAAGAGCAACAAGAAGGCGACGACAACAAUGAUGAAGUCUAUUUACCAACUCCUAUCGAUGUCUCUCAAAUGAGUUCGCCUGAGCUUGACCAACGCAAUGAAGACGACGAGUUAUUGGAUCUCGAGCAGGAUAUUGAGACCUUGAACAAGUUGUAUCAAGACAUUGAGCACUAG
Molecule: messenger RNA, 2979 nt
Organism: Lichtheimia ornata
Lineage: Eukaryota; Fungi; Mucoromycota; Mucoromycetes; Mucorales; Lichtheimiaceae
Exons: 3
Coding region: 1-2979 (992 amino acids)
Source: RefSeq, a predicted model, not a curated record